This is a messenger RNA of Eruca vesicaria subsp. sativa (arugula), 711 nucleotides long. NCBI's taxonomy places the organism in Eukaryota, Viridiplantae, Streptophyta, Magnoliopsida, Brassicales, Brassicaceae. The record is from the annotation of a GenBank genome assembly.
AUGAGUCCAGUGGCUUCAACGAGGUGGUGCCCGACGCCGGAGCAACUAAUGAUCCUGGAAGAGAUGUACCGAAGCGGUAUACGGACGCCUAAUGCUGUGCAGAUACAGCAGAUCACAGCUCACUUAGCUUUCUAUGGACGUAUCGAAGGCAAAAACGUCUUUUACUGGUUUCAGAACCAUAAGGCAAGAGAUAGACAGAAGCUAAGGAAGAAACUCGCUAAGCAACUUCACCAACAACAACACCAUCUCCAGCUCCAACAAAGCAAACCAAAACAGUUAUCCAUGUUGUCUCAACCACUUAAUAACAUCAUUGAUUAUCAUAAUCCUUACCAUCAGCAUCAUCUUAAUCAUCAUCGUCCGUAUGAUCAUAUGUCCUUCGCUUGCUGCCCUCAGCCUUCUCCCAUUUGUCCGUCUCAUCAGGGAGUUGGAGUAGACAUACAAAGCAAAUUGGUAAACGAAUAUUAUCGCAACAAAAGUGGACCUGAAGAUAUGUUAAUGCCAAAAUCAAUAACGGGUCAAAACUCAUCGUAUGGUCGAGAUUGGAUGAUGAUGAUGAAUUUAGGCCCACGACCAUCAUAUCCCUCCUCAUCAUCAUCAUCGCUCGUUCCAUGUUGCAACAUGAUGUUGAACAGUCCAAAGACACCACUAAAAACCCUUGAGCUCUUCCCAGUCUCAUCCAUCAACUCGAAAGAAGACAGUACCAAACUUUAA